AUAUGCAUCUUUGCUAUUUGGAAAUAAUAAAUGCACAAACUGUGGACUAAAUAAACAAUUUCUUUGAGUCAUCAUUUUUAGGAGAAUUUGUUUGCAAUUGAGAAAAACCAUAACCACUCUGAGUAACAAGAUUGAUAUAAAGAUAACAGUGCGACAGACGCAUUUGUUUCCAAACUUGCAAUUUAUUUUGUUUCCUGUAUACAGAGAGUUCACAUACUGGCAGACAAAACUCAUAAUUUAAAAGCUUUAAUUCACAACAGAUGUUAGAGAAACUUUUUUUUUUACUUACCAAGCAGAAACCUGCUCGGUAACUGUUACCACUUGGCAGUUAGAUAGUUCAUAUCAUUCCUUCUAGUCUUUCAUGAAUAAUACGCUAUUUCCGUUGAAAAAGCAGGACAAUGUCACACAUUUGUUGUCUUUCCCAGAAAUACGUCCUUUCCCCCCCUUUUUUUCCAUCAAUUUUCACAUUCUUUUACGUAUCUGUUUAUUUGACCCCAAAUUUGGCAUUGAUUUUAAUCUCUUUAUGAGACCCCAUGAGCAUAAGAUGGUUUUACUGUAAGUUACCUUUAGAGAAAAGCACAAUUGUCAUCAUGCCCCUGUGUUUUUCCCUAUGGAUCAAACACACGAUGGUUCUUGGACUCUCUGACCCUUUUUCACUUUUCAUUUUUGUUUCAGAGAAACGAAACAUGCUCUGCACACCAUCUCCCCUCCUUAACAUCUGUUUCUAAAAAUAACUCUUUUUAGGGGAAAGGGGCCUUUAAAGCAUUUUUCCAAGAAGAGCACUGACUUUAAGAAACAUGGACAUAACUGUGUUUGAGCGCGACAUCUAAAGUGCUGAGAAAAGGAGAUGCUGAUAAUGAACUCGUAUAUUUCACAUUAAACAGAAACUUUUGUGGAAAUCUGGCACCAAAAAUAAUGUAACUGUAAAUUGUAAUUUGAUGGAUGAAAGUGUAAUUGCUGAAAGCUGCUACAGACUGUCAGUCACACUAAAUACAUUCCAGCAUAAUUGCUACUUCGAAUAUUCUGCGAUCGCCACACUGCUUUAGUGGCUUUAAAGAUUAUAAUGUUCACAUAAACAUGAACCAAGGUGCAUUGAACAGCUUAUUCAAGUUGCAGUGUUUGGUUUUAUUUAUUAUUUUGGAUCUUACUGCUUAAUCACACAGUGAUCUGGUUACAUUCUAAGUCAUUUCUGAAGUUAUGAAGGAAAAUCCACUCUGUUGCCUCACUUUUCCAUUUAAAACGUGUGAUUUUAUUGUUUUCAGUUAUAUUCUUGCUUAUUGGUAAAUUCAAAAGUGGAAUUUCUCAUAUGAUGCAAUGUCAUAAAAUUACACUGUGUCAGUGCAGGAUAUGACAUAUGCAGUGAGUCAAGCAGUAAAAAGUUUCUUUGCACCUUGGACGCUGCGAUACCUUAAAGUCUGCAUAUAUGUAUGGAUAUACACAUGUUCGACAAAAAAAUGACGAAUGUCUCCAAGAGGUAAGAAAGUAAUAAAAUUACUUCAUUAUCACUCAAAGCAACUCAUAAACUUUUCUCUAAAUGAUGAAUGUGUCAUCAUCAACUUCUCCCUGUCUGAUGCAGUACCACCAGCAGAUUUGGGGGCAUGAUAUGGAGAGGUAACUGAGGGGGCGGAUGCGGGGGGAAUGGGGGGUCGGAGAGAGAGGUGAGUAAGAGAUGAGUCAACAGCUCUGCAAUAUAAGAUGCCCUGAUGGAGCCUGACAGUGGCAUACUCGCAGACACCAAACCGAGGUAAGGUCAACUCUCUGCUCCUCUUUGCACGGCUCAUUCACCUUUAUCUCACAGGGGCGAAUGUCUUUGUUUCUCAGUCUGUGUCAACUAUCAGACUUGUGGUUUCUCCAUUCAUGAGUGCAGCUUUCUGAUUAUAUUCAAUUUAAAAUUUGUAGUGAAGGAUGUCAGCGACAAAAGUUUUUAUAGAGAAAUUCUUGCUUAUUAGUUACAUGUGUUUUAACUGAAGUUAAAGUUUGAAGGGUGUAAAGGAAACUUGUACUUUCUUUUACUGUUCUCAGGGAAUUUUGGUAACAUUUUGGAAAACUGGAGAGAUUAAUUGCGGGAGCCAAAAUCAGUGAUCUUUGUACCUGUUAUACAGCCAGAAAUUCACAGGUGUCUCUAUCACAAAUAUUUGCACCAAAGAGGUUGAGUAAAUUACCGGCAGGAAGCAUGUGUACAAACAUCUGUAAUGUGAUUAAAUAUAGAUAGGAACUCAUCCAGUUUUUUUUUAGUGAGAUGAUAUAGUGAAAUUGAAAGAAAGAAAAGGAUUCUUUAUCUCUAAUCGUUUAAUUUUCCAUUCCUCUCCUAGGAACACCAUCUUCUUUCUUUGUUCUUUACAACAGUGGAAAUACACAACGCUAUGGACUACGGUCUGGUGCUCCUGUUUUCUCUGUUUCAAGCUUUAAGCAUGGGCACAGCAGCUCCUUUGCCAGUGGAAGUAGUGACGAUGAAAUCAAAAGUGAAGUGGAUGGCUGAACAGCUGCUGGUUAGGCUGGACAAAGACAUACAGGUCCCAGUUAACUGGACUCUCAACCCACCUACUGAUGAUUUGGAUGGAACUUCCUCCAUAGUGACGGUCUUGAAUGGUUACAACAGCCUGAUCUCGGACACCUUUAACGGGGUCUCCCAGAUCAAGUACGACAUCUCUUCACUGACAGGCUACAUUGAUCCGUGGAGGCAGAGGCACUGCAGCCAACAGCGACCAAAGCCUGAAGUACCAGGGCCACUGCAAGAGCUACAGAGCCACAAAGAAUUCAUUCACACCGUGGGCAUCGAGGCGCUCAUGAGAGUGAAGGAGUUUCUAAAUCGGCUGCUGAAGAACCUGGAUCAGCUGGAGACUUGCUGAAGGAUGUACAUCAGGACCAGUAUUUCCAAGCUAUCGCCCUGAUUGUUGGACAACAUUUGUAAAGUCUCCAUCAGCGAUGCCUGACUUAACAUUCUGAGUUGUCCACGUUGAAAACUUGAUAAUGUUUUGAACUGAAAUUCUUAUUGAACAGGCACUUAUUUAUAUACACUGUGUAUUUAUUUAUAUAUGGUAAUUAGAAGAUAUGUAUUUUGUAAAAUAAUGUGUUUUUUUUUACCACAGCAACACAAAUGUUUCAGGAGAAAUUUUAAAUGACACAAAAGUAAAUCAGCUGUUUACAAGGUUUGUACUAUGACACUGCUGUUGUGUCAACAAAGAGCUCUGAGUGAAGAAUGUGUUUCCCAUUAAGCCAGUCAUCAAGCUGACUCAGCAGUGUAGCAUUAAAACUGGAGGAUAUGUCAUCCUUGGAAAUUCCUGACAACCAUCCUGAAACUUGCCAAGAAAGCCGCAUGAUGUUUGCAUGAGAGCUGGAAGAAUUGGGGAGGAGAAACUUUACUUCAGUGCAAUAUCACAUCUUCCAAAAAUGUCUAUUUAUAUCCACGGAUGACACGUUAUUUUGCUGUGCAGCUGGCACUAUUUUUGUUGCAAUAAAAUAUCAAUACAUUUUUUAACAAA
Molecule: messenger RNA, 3482 nt
Organism: Haplochromis burtoni (Burton's mouthbrooder)
Lineage: Eukaryota; Metazoa; Chordata; Actinopteri; Cichliformes; Cichlidae
Product: leptin
Exons: 2
Coding region: 2364-2849 (161 amino acids)
Source: RefSeq, a predicted model, not a curated record